AUGUUCUCGUUACCAAUAGAUGCUGCAGAUUUGGCGGUCAUUGUCCUUCUCGCUUCAGUAGCGUUCCUUGUCUUCAGACCUCUUCUUCACUAUCUUCUUGAUCCUCUCGACUUGAGAAAAUAUCCAACACCCGGCUUCCUUGCAGCAACAACUCAGUGGUGGAUUCUCAGGGAGACAUGGCUUGAACGACGCUCCAGAAGCAUCCAUGAUCAGCAUGAAAGACUCGGUGAUGUCAUCCGAAUUGCGCCUAGUCUCGUCAUCUUCAACAUCCCGGAAGCCGUGCCAGACAUAUAUGGUCAUGCUGCAGCUCGAAAGCUUGUGAAGGACACAUUUUAUGACAAAAUUGCUGGUGAAGAGCGCGACAUUGUCAAUGUCAUUGAUCAUGGCGAUCAUUCUCAGCGAAGAAAAUACCUUUCCAACUCAUUUGCGCUCAAAACAGUUACGGACAUGGAACCUGUCAUCAAACAGAACUUCCAGAGAAUGCUUGACUACUUGGAUGAAAUUGCAACCCAGGACACAGCGAGUCAGACAUUGGACAUUCGACGAUGGUUCAACUACUUCACUUUGGAUGUCAUCGGUGACAUGGCUUUUGGCCUCCCUAUGGGCUUUCUAGCAGGCAGAUAUCGUCCUCAACAGGACUUCAUGAAUAAGAUCCUGACGAACCGCGAGGGCGAAACUCGAGGGCUUUCAUUUGAAAGACUUUUAUCUGAAUCCAUCGUCUUCAUGAAUGCUGGUAGCGAAACCACUGCUGCCGGUCUUUCGAGUACCCUGUACUUUUUGCUCUCGAAUCCAGAAUGCUUCGAGAAGCUACGAGCCGAGAUCGACGCCAGACUAGGCCCGAAUCACGACGGAAUCGUCUCAUACGAUUCUGCUAAAGACCUUCCGUAUUUGAGAGCGUGUAUUGACGAGUCAUUAAGACUUCGACCCCCAAUUGCCUACGCUCUCCAACGUCUCGUGGUCUCUCCCCAAGGCGCAAUUAUAGCGGGCCAUCACAUCAAACAAGGGACGACAGUAGCAGUUUCACCAUGGACUAUUCACCGGAACAGGAAACUGCAUAAGAACCCUGAUGAAUUCGAUCCGGAGCGCUGGUUUGACCCAGAGCAAUUGUCCAAUCUCAGAAGGUACUACAUCGUGUUCAGUCAGGGACCGCGUCAAUGCCUUGGCAGGCACAUUGCGAUUGUUGAACUGCAGAUAUUGAUUCCAACCCUGGUGCGGAGAUACGACAUGUACUUGGCGGACCCAGAGAUGGACUUCGUCAUCUUUGAUCGAUUCAACUCGAACCCUGGACCCCUUCCUGUCAAGGUGGAGCGGCGGGUAUUUGUGGACUAG
Molecule: messenger RNA, 1329 nt
Organism: Fusarium tjaetaba
Lineage: Eukaryota; Fungi; Ascomycota; Sordariomycetes; Hypocreales; Nectriaceae
Product: benzoate 4-monooxygenase cytochrome P450
Exons: 3
Coding region: 1-1329 (442 amino acids)
Molecular function (GO): heme binding; iron ion binding; monooxygenase activity
Source: RefSeq, a predicted model, not a curated record